Podospora pseudocomata is the source of this 3038-nucleotide messenger RNA. It is a transcript of the gene MIC33, whose product is annotated as putative mitochondrial 2-oxoglutarate/malate carrier protein. The coding region runs from base 2043 to 3038 and encodes 331 amino acids. Gene Ontology annotation, biological process: transmembrane transport. Gene Ontology annotation, molecular function: transmembrane transporter activity. NCBI's taxonomy places the organism in Eukaryota, Fungi, Ascomycota, Sordariomycetes, Sordariales, Podosporaceae. The record is from RefSeq and is a predicted model, not a curated record. The transcript is spliced from 2 exons.
CCAGCUCCCGGUUCCCCAAAUCGGGCAUUCAGUGUAUGUAUACUCUUUUUUGAUUCCACAAACUUUCUCAUCCGGAUGGGAGUUUGUGUAAGCUCCGAUAAAUGGAAUGACGUUGGGGAGUCCGAUGACGGGGGCGUAUCAGAUUGAUAUCAACCACCACAAAAUAUUUGAUACGAACAGAAGAGAUAUCAAGAGACGGGUGCUGCCAUAUGUACCAGAUAAAUACCGAGAAACCCCGCUCUUGAAUAUAAUGGUGGACGCGAAUGCACACUCUCUCACAAGCCAGCCAGCCAGCCUGUGAGAAAGGCACGGCAUCAGGAUAUGGUCACCUCGAAACGGGCCCAAGCACCGCGCCAGAAGAGAAGUCACAGAUAUCACAGUCUUUUCUUCUUUACAUACAGAACGUGUGUACCUGAGGCAAUGAAUAAUGGAAAGGUACCUGGUGCCAAAGUUUAAAUCUGAGAAAUAGGUCGACCAGGAAGCCACCGUCAAACACAAAACCCAAGGACCCCCUCACUUACACUGACUGGCAAGAAGCUCCUCCUCCCUUUCACUGACACAAGCACAUCUGGACCGCCGCCGACGGGAGGGACGCCUUGGUUGCAGCCCAGACAGGCCACACCACACCACACACCGUUUACUUUCCGUCGUCGCUGCUGCUGCCAUUUCAUUCCAUAAAUACAAAUUGCGACCGACCGACCGACCUACCAGCCAUAUCUUUUUCUCUUUAAAAAAGCUCGACUGAAUCCCCCCCUCAGCCCGCAGCCUCCCCCCAUCCUUUGUUCUUGACUCCUUUUUGCCCGAACACGACAAACAAGGAACACACAUACACACACAACUCCCAGAUCAAACUUCAAUUUUUGACUAUCCUAAGAAACUUGGCCUCCUUUUAUCCUAUCAAUUGCUAUACACAUUAGAAACUCUUGAUCCCCCAUUUCCAUUUCACCGCGACGUGUGCGGUCUCCUUGGCCACGGCAUUCCCGGUUAUCCCAACAAAAGAAAAACCCCAUCAUCCUAACCACCAAGUCCGUACGGCCGGCGUCCCGUUUCUGGAGUGCACACACGCGACGACCCCGCCGCUUCUACCUUAGCUCCCAUUUUAGUACCUACCACUACGAGCUUGUUGUACCUCUGCUACCCUAGCUUCGCAGCUGUCACAGGACGAACCGAGCUACCCUCAGACCGAAAGCUUCUGCUUUCUUGUCGUCACGGGACUUUCUAGCGACCGAAGAUCACAACGUUCUGUUUUUCUAGGGGAAUUAUACCGAUACUUACUGUACCUUUCAUCUCCAGGUAGGUUAUUGCUUUCUUCACAUGGCAUCUUGUACAAGACUGGUUGGGACCCUGGGAUAUAUUGCCGACCCCUACUCCCGCACUUACACAUGGGAUCGAGCUCCACCAAACCCGCGGCCCCGAGACGGCUCUAAAGUUUCCCGGGGCUUGAUGCCGGACAGUCCCCCCUUCGUUUUCCGAGACUUUGGCCAACUCGAUCCAAACAAAGUGACGAAAAGCCCGCGACCGCAAGCCCACCACGCCGAGCGCUUGUUGCCGACCAAAACCGGGGGCAGGGGGGGCCCCGCUCCCCUUCUUGGCGCCGUCAACAACUCACUUGAACCAAAACCACCAUGACGGCACUGACGUCGGCUGGUCACCCCCCCUUCCCCCCAUGCGUCCGGAGGACGAGUUGAUUGCCGGAUUCUUGCCCGGGUGGAUUUUCUGCACAUCUUACCAAAAAGAAGAACAAACCAGGUCGGCUAACUUGAUGUGUGUGAAGAGUGUGUUGUUGUGCUUCGCGCUUUGAAAGGACUGCCUAUUCGACCGUGUACGUUUACCGAAUCGCGAGCUGCUUGCUCUACCACUUGCUUUGUGAUAUAAUAAGUUGGGGUAAAAGGUUUCAACUUGGAAAGCAAAAACAAGAGCUGGUCAGCAACCCUUUUUUUCUCCUCCCCUUUCCUCAGCCACUCUCCCUCCCCAUUGUUUUGGUUUAUAUUUGCCUGUUGUUGGUCUUUCGUCGUUUUUGAAUACAACGCCGGCCGCCCGUCAUGUCCUCAUUCAAGCAAGAAGCUGAAGUUGGUCGGACUAGGGGACCCGAAGCAAUGGGAUCAAUGAAGAACGACAACCUCCCCGCCGCCAGCGAUUUCCUCCACACGCCCCUCGUCCGGGCGGCGCUUCCUUUUAUCAAUGGCGGCCUCAGCGGGAUGGUUGCCACGACGGUGAUUCAGCCCGUCGACAUGAUCAAGGUGCGCAUCCAGCUUGCGGGCGAGGGUGUGGCUGGUGGACCGAAGCCGACGCCCAUCUCGGUGACUCGCGACAUCUUGGCCAGCGGAAAGGCGCUCGAUUUGUAUACCGGGCUCUCGGCCGGUCUGCUCAGACAGGCCGUGUACACGACCGCCCGCAUUGGGUUUUUCGACACCUUUAUGGGCAGCCUGUCGGCCCGGGCCAAGGCGAACGGAAAGCAGGUUGGCUUUUCGGAGCGUGCCACUGCUGGUUUGUCGGCCGGUGGUCUGGCUGCCAUGCUGGGCAACCCGGCCGAUCUGGCGUUGAUCCGCAUGCAGAGUGAUGGGUUGAAGCCGGUGGCCGAAAGGAAGAAUUACAAGUCUGUGAUUGAUGCCCUCACUUCGAUUGCGAAGAGCGAGGGCGUUGGUGCUCUUUGGGCCGGUGCGGCUCCGACGGUGGUGCGUGCCAUGGCGCUCAACUUUGGGCAGCUGGCUUUCUUCAGCGAGGCCAAGGCGCAGCUGAAGCAGCGGACGCAGUGGUCGGCCAAUGCUCAGACUCUGACGGCCAGCGCAGUGGCUGGGUUCUUUGCUUCGUUUUUCUCCUUGCCGUUUGACUUUGUCAAGACGAGGUUGCAGAAGCAGUCGAGGGGGCCGGACGGGAAGCUGCCUUACAAGAGCAUGGUGGAUUGCUUUGCCAAGGUGGCGAAGCAGGAAGGGGUGAUGAGGUUUUAUAGAGGGUUUGGGACGUAUUAUGUGAGGAUUGCGCCGCAUGCGAUGGUCACUUUGAUUGUGGCUGAUUACCUUGGGUGGCUGACCAAAUAA